Molecule: messenger RNA, 2710 nt
Organism: Rattus rattus (black rat)
Lineage: Eukaryota; Metazoa; Chordata; Mammalia; Rodentia; Muridae
Gene: Bean1
Product: brain expressed associated with NEDD4 1
Exons: 5
Coding region: 190-966 (258 amino acids)
Source: RefSeq, a predicted model, not a curated record
CGCCGUGGCAUCCGAGCGGGAGCCGGAGCCCGAGUGGGACCGGAGCUGGAGCCGAAGCUGGAGCGGGCACUGCGGCGCACGGAGCGGAGCGCCGCAGCCAAGCCGAGUGAGUGGAGGGGCCUCCCCCCUCAAGAAGUCAGAGCUGUGCUCGUGGGCAGGCUGGCUCCGCUGUUCUGCUCCAAGGAUUACAUGUCCUUCAAACGCCCUUGCCCCUCACGAUACAAUCGUACCAGCUACUUCUACCCCACCACUUUCUCUGAGAGCUCUGAGCACAGCCACCUGCUGGUGUCUCCAGUGUUGGUGGCAAGCGCUGUCAUAGGUGUGGUCAUCACUCUCUCCUGCAUCACCAUCAUUGUGGGCAGCAUCAGAAGGGACAGACAGGCCCGGAUCCAGCGACACCACCAUCGUCAUCGUCGCCACCAUCAUCACCACCGCCACCGCCGGCGCCGACACCGAGAAUACGAGCAGGACCACGCAGCUGGAGGACACACACACAGCCACUCCAGCCACAGGAUGCCCUACGCCUGUAGCCCUGCUGAGGACUGGCCCCCGCCCUUGGACAUCAGCUCUGAGGGGGAAGUGGAUGUCACCGUGCUCCGGGAGCUGUACCCAGAUUCUCCACCAGGCUAUGAGGAGUGUGUGGGACCAGGAGCCACUCAGCUGUAUGUCCCCACGGAUGCACCACCACCCUACUCGAUGACAGAUUCCUGCCUCAUGCUGAAUGGCGCCCUUGACUCAAACAGCGGCCACAGCCACAGCCACCAUCAGCAAGAGCAGAGGACCCAGGGCCAGAGCGGCCUCCGCACUGUCUCCAUGGACAUGCUGCCACCUUAUGAAGCCGUGUGUGGAGGAGGCUCUCCAUCUGACCUGCUGCCAUUGCCGGGACCAGAACCACGGCCAAGUAACUCCCAGGGCUCACUCACCCCAACCCAGGCUCCAACCCCCAGCCCUGAGAGGAUUGUGUGAGCGACCGAGUCCAUGAGUCCCACUGGUCGGUCAUUCCAGGCUACCCUGUCUCCUCCAGGCACACAGGUGCACACACAACUCAUGCACAUGCAUAUAAAUGACCACAAAUAUAUACUGACAUCCCACACAUAUGUAGACACCUGUAUAUGCACAGGUCCCACUACCACACAAACUCACCUGGGAAGGUUUUCUUUAGAUGAAGCGUUCCCUACCUGGUAUCUCUUCCUCCCCAGCCUGGUGCCUGGUGGUAGUGCCUCUCUGAACAGUGCUGGGUAGAGGUGAGAGGAAGCCCUACUUUCUACCCUCUCCCCAGCCUCCUCUAGGCUGUGGCUACAAUCUGAUUCUCCUGAAGAGACUGCUUGGUCAGCUUCCUACCAUAACACCUACCCCAGGGCUUAUCCUACUGGGAGCUGAGACAGGUCCCAAUGAGGUCCCACUGUGCAUUGUGCCUAUCCCUCAACUCCAGGGCAGAAGAGCCACAACAUCACCAUCCUGCCACUUACAUGGUGGAGAAAGACAGGUCUGGUGGCUUAGGCAUGACCUGGAGGUCCUCACAGCCCAUUUAGCCUGUCUCAAUGUCCUCAGUUUGGCGGUGCUAGUGGGGUUAGCUCAGACACCCACCCUAAGUUUCAGGGGGAGACAGGCCCUUGGGCAUGUGUCAUGGAGGAGCAUCACAGCUCUUAUGUCUGUGCCACGAGAGCUCAAGGAAAACAAGGUACGGGUGCCCCCCACCCCCAUGCUGCCUAGACACUACUCAGAGGAGGCAUACAAGAGCCCACUGCUCAGUAAGUGCCCAGCCAGUCCUGGCAGCCUGAGUCUAAGAGGUCUCAAGCCAGUGCUGUCAGCCAGGGUGGCAACUCACAAUUGGGGACUGAGUUGAUGAGUUCUGGCCUUGCCUCUCUGGGACAUAUGCAGAGACAAAACAAACAAACAAAAAACCACAAAUGUACCCCACAAAAAACUCCAUGUCACUAUGAGAAGACCAGUGUCUCCUGCCAACAUCCCAUCGUGGAAGCAGGUGUGUGGAGACAACCAAUUGGAGAAAGGCUCAGAUAUUAGCCUGUGAGCUCCAGCAGUCUCCAUCAAAGACAAGGUGACAAGGUGAUCUUUGAAGACCCAGCUUGCCAAAGCUAAGCACCUUUGAGGAGUAUUCUGUCAGCAGUGCUGCUGACCUCCUGCCUCCCCGACUCCCACCUCUGUCAGUCAUCCCAAAGCAGCAGACUUAUCCCUACCGAUCCCCUUCCCACAUUCAAUUCCUCCAAUGAAGGGCUAAGAAAAUUCAGCAAUCCCUUUCCUAAGCAGAGGGGUGGCAAGGAUGGCUAUUUUGAUUUUUAUUUUAUAUAGAAAUAGCAUUUAUUCUGAUGUAGAGCCGAAAGGGCCCCAGCCCACAGGUUCUGUAGCAUCUUGUGAGCAGCACCCUGGAUUCACAGACCUGGGGGGAGGGAACCUUGUUUACAAGCACUUCUGCCCACCUUUGUGGUGGUCUGCUUUCUAGGCAAAAAAUGUCUGUCUGUUGUACUGUACAGCCUUUAAAAUGCACCCCAGAGAUGAGACUCUUAAGAAACGCAGCCUGUUUCUAGAGCUCUGGAAAGUGGCAGGGGACGAAAAACAUCCCUGCCUACUCAACAUGUUGGAGGGAUCUACAAAACAGCUUUUCUCCUUCCUAGAUGAGGCUGAAUAAGCAACAAUGUAUCUUUUCUGUACUCAAAAUAAAUGCUCAUUAUCAACAAAGAUAUAGAAAGAA